Messenger RNA from Coregonus clupeaformis (lake whitefish), 2895 nucleotides. RefSeq names its product NUAK family SNF1-like kinase 1. Bases 1 to 1617 code for a protein of 538 amino acids. The transcript has 5 exons. Gene Ontology annotation, biological process: protein phosphorylation; microtubule cytoskeleton organization; intracellular signal transduction. Gene Ontology annotation, molecular function: ATP binding; tau-protein kinase activity; protein serine/threonine kinase activity. The record is from RefSeq and is a predicted model, not a curated record. Gene Ontology annotation, cellular component: cytoplasm. Lineage: Eukaryota; Metazoa; Chordata; Actinopteri; Salmoniformes; Salmonidae.
AUGUCCUUGUAUCCAGUGUUUGAGAACAAGGACAAGAUAGUGAUCGUGAUGGAAUACGCCAGUAAGGGCGAGCUGUAUGAUUACAUCAGCGAGCGACGGCGGCUGAGCGAGAGAGAGACACGACACUUCUUCAGGCAGAUCGUUUCCGCCGUGCACCAUUGUCACAAGAACGGAGUCGUGCACAGGGAUUUAAAACUGGAAAACGUGCUACUGGAUGAAAACUGUAAUAUCAAGAUUGCUGACUUUGGUCUGUCCAACCUUUACCACAAAGACAAGCUCCUUCAGACGUUCUGUGGCAGCCCUCUGUACGCCUCACCAGAGAUCGUCAACGGCAGGCCCUACCACGGUCCAGAGGUAGACAGUUGGGCCCUGGGAGUGCUUCUCUACACCCUGGUCUAUGGGACCAUGCCCUUCGAUGGGGAAGACCACAAUAAACUCAUCCGCCAGAUCACCAACGGAGAGUACAGGGAACCUACACAGUCCUCAGAUGCUCGUGGUCUGAUCCGCUGGAUGUUGAUGGUUAACCCGGAGCGUCGAGCCACGGUGGAAGACAUCGCCAACCACUGGUGGGUCAACUGGGGCUGGAAAACCACUGUGUGUGACUGUGACGUCCAGACGGACAACAGUGGCUCCGCCUCUUCUCCAACGCUAGCACGCUUUAUCGACUGGCAGAACCGCACCACAGAGUCGCCCAGGGUGGCGCCGGUCAAGCCUCCCCGCUCGGAACCCCCCGCCGUAAACCCCCAUGCUGGCCGCCAGCGCCUGAGGAAGUCCAUGAAGGAGAAUGACAGCGGAGCGCUCCACCAUCGCACCACGGGGGAAGACAAAGACAAAGACAAACCAGGGCUGAAGAGGCCCAAGGGGAUCCUCAAGAUGCGUGUGUCCGAGCAGAGGUCCCACAGCCUGGGGGAGAUCGAGCUGAGUCGCUCCCUGCACUUCCACGAGGGAGGGGAGCUGCCCUCCAGCCCCGAGAGGGAUGAGGAGGAGGACGAUGAUCAGGAUCGCCUGGGGGUCUCGCCGGCCAAGAUGCUGCCCACCCUCCCCAAGAAGGGCAUCCUGAAGAACAACCAGCAGCGGGAGUCUGGCUACUACUCCUCCCCGGAGCACAGUGAGUCCUCUGAACUGCUAGGGGGCAGCACCUCCAUGGCCCCACCCGCUAGCUCACCAACAAAGAGGUCCAUGGGGAGAAAGGGCAUAUUGAAGCGCAACGGGAAGUACGGCAACUCCACUUCCUUCCACAGUGGCUUGUCCAAUAUGGGCUACCACGGGGAAACUCAGGGGGACUCAGGCCUCUCUCGCAGCCAGAGCAGACCCUCCAGUAUUGUCUGUGAGGAGAUGGGUCUCUCCAAUAUUCCUCCCUUCAUGGGGAUGGACUGGCCUUCCUCGUCCCCGCAGCCCAACGUCAGGGCCUGUAUGUCGGCUGAGGAUCUACUCCAGCUGGCAGGCUUCAGACGGGGCCUCCAGACGGCUGCAGGGGGGCUCCAUGGGGGGAAGGUGGGGACCCGAGGGACACCAGGGUCUCCUGGGGACGACGGCAGCUUCUCUCUGCUUGGGGACAUGGAUGAUAUGACCCAGGUCUACCAACACGCCCUGGACAUCAGCAGCAAACUGACCUAGGGGAGGUGGAGUUAGGAGGAUAGGAAGGGAAGGGACAUGGGAAGGCACACACACACACACACACACACACACACACACACUUGAACCCUCAUUUCUGGGUUAGGACUGGCCAAGUAUGUUGUGAACUGGGCGUCCCAGCCACCUUAAUGUACUGAAUCUACCAUCUCAGAGACAGUGCUGCUGUAAAUGUUUACAUGUUUAAUAGAGCGAAAUAAGUAUUGUAUUAUAUGUCUCUCAGAGACACAAACCAUGCUGGGGUGAAGCUCAUGGAAAAUCUCCAUUAGGUUUCCUUAAGCACCUUUAGAAGAAGGACUGUUGUUUUUGAAUCCAUGUACUUAUCUCAACGUAAUGGACAGUUAGGCCUAAUGUUCAUGUUAUCUCAACGUAAUGGACAGUUAGGCCCAUGUGUUAUCCAUUGAGUUAUUAUAUUGUUGAAACAGACAAAUAUUGCCAGUGUGUUUUGGUCAUUUCAAGACGUAUCUACUGUAUGUACCCUUCAAGAAAUGAUACUGAAUAAUAGUAUUACUUGAUUGAAUUGACAUGAAUGCCAUACGUGAUAUUCCUCAUAAUCCAUCAGGACACCUAUCACAGUGGGAAAGUUAAAGAGCAAACAAUGUGUAUUGGGAUAACUCUACUGUAUGGGCCGUCCAAAGGAAGUGCCUUUAUUAGUGCUAUGUUAUCAAGUACUGUAUUUCCUGGUUAAUGGAGGAACAGUUCGAUAACCAACAAUAACCAACAAAACUCCCCACAUUAGACAAAACUAUAGGGAGACGAUUCACGGAGCUGUGACCACGCACUCUCCUGAGUCUAAACGACUUGGACUUGUUCAUGUACGUAACCAUUUGGUUUCACAGUAGAGCUGUAGUUGUUUUGGAAAUGGGACUGAAAGACAGAACGGCUGGAGGGUGGAUAGACGUGUAGUCAAAACUGAAGGAGAUUCACAGAGUUGUGGCUACAAGCCCUCAAGUCUACAUGACUAGGUCAUGUGUAGGCCAUAUGUAAUGGAACUGUAGUCGUUUUGGAAAGGGAAAUACUGAAAAAAAGAAGGGGGUAGAUAGACGUGUAGUUCUAACAGAGUGAGUUAGUGGUAAGGGUUAAUGGGUUGGUUGUAGAGGUCUUGUUUGUGGAUGGAAGUUGGGUGCUGGACCAGGCUGUUACACCCCUUCCUCCCCAGACUGAAGACUCAGAGUGGAGAGAAAAAAUAGGGGGCAGAGAGAGAGAGAGAGAAAGAGAGAGGGAGAAAGAGAGAAAGAUAAAGAAAGAGAGAGAAAGAUAGAA